GAGACAGAGAACAGAGACAUUCGAAGAUGGAGCAAAGAGUGGAAGCAGCAGAGUAUCAUUCCAAGGAUUUCGAAUGGGAAUAUGUCAAAAACUUGGUAGAGAAUGAUCCUUCUCUCUCCCACCAUCUCCACCAUCAAGAUCAACGUCGAGAUUCCUCCUCUUCUGCUUCACCAGAUUCUCAGCCAUGGCAAGAUUUCCACUCCCGUCACUUCUCCGGAAAAUUCUUCAAGGAAAGAAGGUAUUUGUUGAAAGAAUUUCCAGAAUUAGUGUCCUGUGGCGACAACUCUAAACUCUUGGAAGUCGGUUGUGGUAAUGGAAGUACAGUGCUUCCGAUUUUACGUGGGAGCAAGAACAUUACUGUAUACGCUUGUGAUUGUAGCAGUGAGGCUCUUGUUAGGACGAAAGAGAACAUUGAUCGCGCUAUUGCUACAAUUGAUAACUUCCGUUCUUUCUGUUGUGACUUUUCGACGUCUGAAUUCCCAAAUUGGGUGGCAUGUGAUCGUUGUCGAGACAGCUUUAUGCUUAAGCAACAUUGCUACCAUUCAGGAGACAGUGAAAGGAAUUAUAAAUGUUCAUUGAAUGAACAUUGCAUCGGCGGGGUGGAUUUUGUCACUCUGAUUUUCACGUUGUCCGCAGUGCCUAAAGAAAGGAUGCCGAGAGCUAUCAAGGAAUGCUUUGCUGUGCUGAAACCUGGUGGUCUACUCUUGUUCAGAGAUUAUGGAUUAUACGACAUGACUAUGCUGCGGUUCGAGCCAGAGAAACGUAUCGGUUUUAGGGAAUACGUGCGGUCUGAUGGCACCCUUUCGUAUUUCUUUUGUCUCGACACUGUCCGGAGACUGUUUACCAAUGCUGGAUUCAUUGAGGUUGAGCUUGAAAAUUGUUGUGUAAAAGCAGUAAACCGGAGAAAGGGUAAAAACAUGUACCGAGUUUGGGUUCAUGGGAAGUUCCAAAAGCCAUUUCUAAACCAAGAUUGAAAGGCAGGUGUUGUUGGUCCAGUAUAGAAUGACUGGUCAAUUUUUAACGAAUGCUACACUAAAGAAUCUAGGAGUAUGUAAAAUUAAGAAAUUCCAAUACAGAAUUUUGAUU
Messenger RNA from Eutrema salsugineum, 1086 nucleotides. Its product is annotated as methyltransferase-like protein 6. The record is from RefSeq and is a predicted model, not a curated record. The transcript is spliced from 7 exons. Lineage: Eukaryota; Viridiplantae; Streptophyta; Magnoliopsida; Brassicales; Brassicaceae. The coding region runs from base 27 to 974 and encodes 315 amino acids.